Messenger RNA from Sphenostylis stenocarpa, 1614 nucleotides. Lineage: Eukaryota; Viridiplantae; Streptophyta; Magnoliopsida; Fabales; Fabaceae. The record is from the annotation of a GenBank genome assembly.
AUGACCGGUCAACGGAGUUCCUACGGCAAGCGCUCCCACUCCCACUCAGAUUCCGACGCCGGCUCCAAAAACAAGCGUCGUAACCCCGCCGCCGAUGACUCCCCUCUUAUCAGCGCGGAGGACACCGUCUUCCGCUAUCUGUGUCCCGUCCGCAAGAUCGGCAGCGUCAUCGGCCGCGGUGGAGACAUCGUCAAGCAGCUCCGCGCCGACACCAGGGCAAAGAUCCGCAUCGGCGAUGCGCUUCCAGGUUGCGACGAGCGCGUAGUUACGAUCCACAGUUCCUCCGAGGAGACCAACCGAAUUGACGACACCGGCGAUCUCGUCUCGCCCGCUCAGGAUGCACUGUUUAGGGUUCACCAGCGUGUGAUUGCCGAGGACGCACGUGACGAAGAGGAUGAGGAAAAGAACCACGUCACUGCAAAGCUUCUCGUACCGUCUGAUCAGAUCGGAUGCGUUAUCGGAAAAGGCGGCCAAAUCGUGCAGAAUAUCCGGAGCGAAACCGGCGCGCAGAUUCGGAUCCUUAAGGAUGACCGAUUGCCUCCUUGCGCGUUAAGCUCCGAUGAACUUGUUCAGAUUUCUGGUGAGGGUGCGGUUGUGAAAAAAGCUCUGUUUCAAAUUGCAGCUCAGAUCCGUGAUAAUCCGUCACGGUCUCAGCACCUGCUUGCUUCUGCAGUUCCUGGUGGGUAUGCAGCUGGUGGUCCUGGUGCAGGGGCUCCCAUUGUGGGAGUAGCACCUUUUGUGGGUGCUUAUGGAGGAUAUAAAGGUGACGCUGGUGAUUGGUCACGGUCUUUGUAUCCUGCCCCAAGGGAUGAAGCAUCUAUGAGAGAGUUUUCUGUUCGGUUUGUUUGUCCCACUGGCAACAUUGGGGGCGUUAUUGGAAAGGGUGGUGCUAUAAUAAAUCAAAUCAGGCAGGAUUCUGGGGCUACCAUCAAAGUUGAUAGUUCAGCAACUGAAGGAGAUGACUGUUUGAUAAUCAUUUCGACCAAAGAGUUCUUUGAGGAUUCUUUCUCUCCAACAAUAGAAGCUGCUGUAAGAUUGCUGCCCCGGUGCAGUGAGAAAGUGGAAAGAGAUUCAGGGAUUGUCUCUUUCACCACCCGACUACUUGUGCCAACCUCAAGAAUUGGUUGUCUAAUUGGUAAAGGAGGAACAAUUGUAACUGAAAUGAGGAGGCUUACAAAAGCCAACAUUCGAAUUCUUUCAAAGGAAAAUCUUCCUAAAAUUGCAUCUGAUGAUGAUGAAAUGGUGCAGAUUUCAGGAGACCUUGACGUUGCCAAGGAUGCUCUUGUGCAAGCACUCACACGGCUGAGGGCAAAUCUUUUUGAUAAGGAGCGUGCCGUAUCAGGAUUCCUUCCAGUGCUUCCAUAUCUUCCUGGUUCAGUUGAUGGAUCAGAUGGCUUGAACUAUGACAGUAGAGAUGGUAAACGACAUGGACGUGGUGGGUAUGGAGGUUCAAGUGAUUUGGCAUCUGGUGAUGGUUAUGGAAGCUAUGGAAAUUCACAGCUUGGUAGUGGUGGUGGUGCUUAUGGAGCUUAUGGAAGUUAUUCUUUGGGACGGACUAGUGCCUAUGGGUCUACUCAGAAUGGUUCUUCUCGGAGGAGAAACCAUGCUUACUAG